Messenger RNA from Copidosoma floridanum, 1716 nucleotides. RefSeq lists its product as uncharacterized. The record is from RefSeq and is a predicted model, not a curated record. Lineage: Eukaryota; Metazoa; Arthropoda; Insecta; Hymenoptera; Encyrtidae.
AUGGCCAACAACUACAAUGGUGUAAUUCCCCCCAACGACAAUGGUGUAAUUCCCCCCGGCGACAAUCCUACUGGAGGCGCGAGCCCCACGGGUGACGACAUUAACCCCGUGAUGUCGGUCGCACCUCUUCGCCUCCCGCGUUUCUGGAAGGUCAACCCGACCGUGUGGUUUAUCCGGAUCGAGGCGGCCUUCAACAACCACAGGAUCCGCGCGGACUCAAGCAAAUUCGACUACGUCGUCGCUGCCUUGGAUGACGCCACGGUGCAGGAAAUCGCCGACGUCCUCAUGGCACCUCCAGCUGAGGGCAAGUACGAUUUCCUUAAGGCCGAAAUUCUUAAGCGCAUGACAGACACGGCCGAUCAGCGUCUCCGCAAGCUGCUCACGCAGCUCGAGCUGGGCGACCAGAAGCCGUCACAGCUCCUGCGUCGCAUGAAAGCUCUCGCGGGCACCGCGGUCACCGACGAUGCCAUCAGGGUCCGGUGGUUCGACCUCCUGCCGCCGUCCGUGGCACGCUCCCUCCGGGUCGUCAAAUCAACCCCGCUGGAUGAGCUGGCGUCUCUGGCCGACGAGCUGAUCCAGGACUACCCGCACGUCGCCGCGGUUCACCCUCAAGCGACCAAGCCCCAGACGGCUGGUCAGUCUUCUGCGCCGACCGUGGAGUCCCUGGCCAAGGAGAUGGCGUCGCUGCGUCAGUCCGUCGCGCAGCUCCUCAACAUCGCUAAGCGACAACCGGAAGGCCAGCAACGUGGCCGUUCAACCACGCAGUCGCAAGGCGGCCCCCGAAGCAGGUCAAACACGCCAAACCGAGACCCCAACGACCCGUGGUGCUGGUACCAUCGCACCCUGGGGAACAACGCUCGCAACUGCAGGCCACCCUGCAACUUCACCCCGUCGAACCAGGGAAACGAGUUUCUCGUCGACUCCGGGUCAGUCGUUUCUCUGCUCCCAGCUUCCCUGUUCAAGAAGCCACCAGCUCGUGCCUCUCUUACGCUCACCGCUGCUAACGCCUCGGCGAUCUCCACGUACGGCACACACCGUGCCGAGGUCAACCUAGGCCUGCGUCGAGCCUUCGUCUGGUCCUUCAUCGUCGCCGACGUCCAGACGGCCAUUCUGGGAGCGGACUUCCUCACGCACUUCAGCCUGCUCAUCGACCUCAAAGGAAAGCAGCUCCUCGACGCCACGACCGGGCUUUCCACCAAGGGUUCUGCGGCCCUCACAACCGGCCACAGCGUCUCGGUCGUCCAGCAGGUCGAGAUUCCGGCAGGACUCCUUUGUCAACGCUACCAAGACCUCGUUCGGGAGUUCAACGACCUAACGCUGGUUGACGGAUCGGCAGCAGACCUGCCCGAUCUCCCAGUGCUUCACCGCAUUCACACGAACGGCCCCCCGGUCUUCGAGCGCCCUCGGAGACUCAUCGGCCCUCGUCUCGACGCCGCCAAGGACGAGUUCAGCCGUCUCAUGGCCCAGGGCAUCAUCCGGCCCUCCUCCAGCCAGUGGGCAAGCCCGAUCCACCUGGUUCCGAAGCCCGACGGUUCCUGGCGCGUCACCGGCGAUUACAGGCGACUGAACAGCUGCACGAAGCCCGACCGCUACCCACUCCCGAUCGUCGAGGACCUUCUCCAGGAGCUGCAGGGAUCGGUAUUCUCGGUAAUUGACUUAAAAAAGCCUUUUACCAGAUCUCUAUCGCAAAAGAAGACAUCCCGAAGACUGCAGUGA